This is a messenger RNA of Seminavis robusta, 1437 nucleotides long. Lineage: Eukaryota; Bacillariophyta; Bacillariophyceae; Naviculales; Naviculaceae. The record is from the annotation of a GenBank genome assembly.
AUGAGGUAUUCUAUCGCCCUUUUUAUGGCUUUGUCAGUGGCUCAGAGUGAUGCUUUCUUGCCACAAAAGUUGCCCACUUUGACAAAAGCUCCCGCCACCUCUCUUCACAUGGCCGUUCCGGCUCAAUCGGUGUUUUUAACUCCAGAAACCGCCAAGGCAUGCAUCGAUUCUGCUGGUGGCAGUCCUGUCUAUGCUUAUUCUUUGGGAAAAUUGGAAGAAUCUGCCGACGCCUGCUUGGCAUUCCCCAAUGCCUUUGGACUGACUGUUCGAUUCGCCAUGAAGGCUUGUCCCAAUCGAGCCAUUUUGCAGUACUUCCAUUCCAAGGGAAUCCAUAUUGAUGCUUCGUCAGGAUAUGAAGUCCGUCGAGCCGUGACGGCAGGAAUCCCUCCAGAAAAUAUUAGUCUGAGCACCCAAGAAUUGCCUGCUGACUUUGCCGAAUUCAUUGAUAUGGGAGUCAAGAUCAACUGUUGUUCAAUCUCACAGCUAGAACGAGUUGGACAACACUACGACGGAAAAGGUCAAAAAGUUGGUAUUCGAGUCAACCCCGGCGUAGGUUCAGGUGGGUUUUCUGCUUCUACCACAUCCUUUUCCAAAACCAAUGUUGGAGGUCCCUCGUCAUCCUUUGGAAUUUGGCACGAUCUUGUGAACGAUGGGACUGUGCCGGAUAUCGUUGAAAAGUAUGGCUUGGAUGUGGAACGAAUUCAUACACAUAUUGGAUCCGGCAGUGAUCCCAAGAUUUGGCAAGAAGUAGCCAAGAAAACUCUCUCCUUUUGCGCGAUCUUUCCUGGAGUGACGGCCUGCAAUUUGGGAGGAGGAUACAAGGUGGGACGAAAUGAAGGAGAGCCGACAACCGACUUGCAAGAGAUUGGCGGGCCUGUCGCCGAUGCUUUUCGUGAUUUUGCCGCAGAAAAUGGACGGGAGCUGCAGCUGGAGAUUGAGCCUGGCACCUACCUUGUUGCCAUGGCUGGAGCCUUGGUCAGCACUAUUCAGGAUAAGGUGCAAACCACGGGCGAGGCCGGUCACACUUUCUUGAAAUUGGACUCCGGAAUGACCGAUGUCCUCCGACCAUCUCUCUAUGGCGCCAAUCAUCCGAUAACAAUUUUGCCUGGAAGCGGAGACAGCGCUGAUGUGGGAUCUGAGACAGAAAAUGUUGUGGUGGUAGGUCAUUGCUGUGAAAGUGGAGACUUGAUGACACCCAUGCCAGGCUCUCCUGAGGAACUGGCCGAGUUUCCUCUACGAAAGGCUGAGAUUGGGGAUAUUUUGGUGAUGGACGGAAGUGGAGCUUACUGCUCAGGGAUGAGCACCAAAAACUACAACAGUUUCCCAGAAGCUCCAGAGGUUUUGGUGGGAAAGGAUGACAAGGUCCAUGUCAUCAGAGUACGCCAACAACUGGAACAGGUGUACCAGAACGAAGUUAGUCCCGAAGGCAUGUUUUGA